Molecule: messenger RNA, 826 nt
Organism: Pipistrellus kuhlii (Kuhl's pipistrelle)
Lineage: Eukaryota; Metazoa; Chordata; Mammalia; Chiroptera; Vespertilionidae
Gene: RAMAC
Product: RNA guanine-7 methyltransferase activating subunit
Exons: 3
Coding region: 131-487 (118 amino acids)
Biological process (GO): RNA 5'-cap (guanine-N7)-methylation
Molecular function (GO): RNA binding
Source: RefSeq, a predicted model, not a curated record
GGCCGCACGGACGCGUUGGGGGGCACUGGGAAGCAUUGGGGGGCCGGAAGUGGGUGUCCCGCGCGUUUCGCCCGCCGCCAAGCUCAGCCCGAGCUGAGGAGGAGACACGGCGAUUGGGCGGGAUUUCAGAAUGACUGAUACUUCUGAAGCGGCUCCGAAUUUCGAAGAGAUGUUUGCCAGCCGAUUCACAGAAGACGACAAAGAAUACCAGGAAUACCUGAAACGCCCUCCAGCAACCCCUCCGAUUGUGGAGGAUUGGAACAGCAGAGCGGGUGGGGGCCAGAGGAAUAGAGGCAAUUGGUUGCAAGACAACAGACAGUUUAGAGGUAGGGACGGCAGACGGGGGUGGCCCAGUGACAACCGAUCCAACCAAUGGCACGGACGCCCCUGGGGCAACAACUACCAGCAGCACAGACAAGAGCCGUACCACCCUCACCAGUAUGGCAAUUACGGCUACAACCAGCGGCCUCCCUACGGUUACUACUGAGAGAAACGUCAGCAGCUUUUCCUGAAACUGUUUACUCUGUUAGCGAGACAAACGUGUGUGUGUGUGUGUCUGUGUUUUUUCUGUUGGUUGUCCUUUUGCAUCUGACUUUGGAAAAUAAUUUUUUUUUUUAACUUGAGACAUUUUUUAAAAAAUUAGAUCUUUCUGGAGCGGUGGGAUGGUUGCUGGGAAUAAACACCUUCCUAAAAAUGUUGUGGGUUAUAUUGCUUGACUUCUACCUCAGACUCUUCGUUUCAUGAACAUGGUAUAUCUUUUCCUUGUUUGACCUCCAGGAGUUCUUUGUUUUACUCAGAAAUAAAACAGGAAUUUUAAAAUAGAAAA